Molecule: messenger RNA, 3608 nt
Organism: Larimichthys crocea (large yellow croaker)
Lineage: Eukaryota; Metazoa; Chordata; Actinopteri; Sciaenidae
Exons: 4
Coding region: 192-3608 (1138 amino acids)
Molecular function (GO): GTP binding; protein binding
Source: RefSeq, a predicted model, not a curated record
ACUCUUAAAUACUUUUUUAAAUUCAGGAUCAAAAGCUGAAACUUGACUGUGUGAAAAAGGAAAAGAGACAAGGCAGAAAACACCGACACGUGGUAAAACACAGCCCAAGUCUUCACCAAGGCGGCGGAGGGUCUAUCAAGGACGCAGGAAGUUGAUGAGGAUAAGGGCGGGGAUGAGCACAUGACUGAGCAAUGGACUCAGAAGUCAGCGGGACGAUGGAGGUGACGGCGCUCGGCCGACCUUUCAGUGUCGGGAUGUUGUACGACUGCCGCAAAGAUUCCCUCGUCCCUGGAAUGACAUUGUGGGACCAUGAUGACCUGAUAAAACAUGUACGAGAAAGACCGCAGAACUAUAAUGAUUUUGAGAUAGUUGCAUCUGAAUCUAUUGAGGGCAAAUCUAAAGCACUGAAUGUUGAUGCAUCACUUAAAGCAAGUUUCCUGGGUGGACUCGUACAAGUUGACGGAUCGGCCAAAUACCUGAACGAUAGUAAGAGUUCCAAAAAUCAGGCCAGAGUAACACUGAAGUACAAAGCUACCACAAAGGUCCAGGAACUAUCAAUGAACCAUCUUGGAAGAGGCAACGUGAAGCAUCCGUAUGUCUUUGAUAAAGGAUUAGCAACACAUGUAGUCACAGCUGUUCUUUAUGGGGCACAAGCCUUCUUUGUCUUUGACCGUGAGGUGUCUGAACAGGAAGAUCAUCAAGACAUUGAAGGAAACUUGAAGGUGAUGAUCGAGAAAAUUCCCUGUCUUAAGAUAGAGGGUGAAGGUUCACUGAAAAUGGAAGACAAGGACAGAGCAAGUGUUGAGAAAUUCUCCUGCAGAUUCUAUGGAGACUUUUCCCUUCAGAAACCUCCUACAUCCUUUCAGGAUGCAAUACAAGUCUACCAAAGUCUGCCAAAAUUGCUGGGAGCCAACGGAGAAAACGCUGUACCAAUGAAGGUCUGGCUGCUGCCACUGACAUGUUUGGAUUCUUCAGCUGCUAAACUCGUCCGUCAGAUCAGUAUAAGAUUAGUUCAAGCAUCCCAGAGUGUCCUGGAGGACUUCAGUGAGCUGGAAAUGAGGUGUAACGAUGCACUGAACACCAACACUGCACAGCAGUUCCCACAGAUUAGCAACAAACUUAAAACUUUUAGAGAGAUGUGCUCUGAGUUCAAACUGGAAUUCCAACAAACCUUGGCAAAGAAACUUCCGUCAAUCCGAGGAGGAGGAGAAGAAGAAGCUGUGCUCGCAGAGAUCCUGAAGAAGAGACAUUCUUCUCCUUUCAACAGCAAAGAUCUGAAUGAGUGGAUGGGCUGUAAAGAGAGAGAAAUGUACACUUUAAAAUCUUUAACCAGCAUGAUGAAGAACACCAAGAUCGUCCCAUCUCAAAAUCACCUGCACAGAGAAAUUCUCGGUGCUGAACAUGCUGUGUGUUUUGUCUUCACCUCACUGGGAAGUGUUGAACCGUACCUGUCAACUUUAUCAAACUACUUACAACAAACAGCCACACCAGACGAAACUCAAGAUUCACAUACUCGAGAUGUAGAGAAGGAACAAUGGUACGCCUCAAAAGAAACAGCAGAUACAAUGAGGCAUAAAGCAAAGCUCUUCAGUGAUUUUGCAGAGGCCAACCGGAAGAACAAGAACAUGAAGUUCCUGACAGUGGGAUUAACAAAUGAGACACAGAAAGGUUCGAGCAUCUGCCUUUAUAAAGACGGCUUUGCUGUCAAUGAGAACUUUGAACCACCUUCAAAGCCUGAAACAGUAACAGUAAGUGACAUCAACCACAACAGCGUGACACUGAAGAUUUCUCCACCCAGAUUUGGAGCAGAGAACAUCACCUCAUACUGUACCGAGUACUGUGUGAGCGCAGAGGAUGGAUGGCAACAAAAGACAGUAUCAAAAGCUGAAGAAGUCACAGUGAGAGAUCUGAGUCCUAACACAGAGUAUCUGUUCAGAUGCAGAGCAGUGACCUCAGAAGGUGUUGGGCCAGACAAUGAAGUCAGUGGUUCCAUUAAAACUUUACCUUGCAGCCCUCCUGGAAAACCACAAGUUGAAUCAAACUCAAGUGAGAUAUUAGUUAGCUGGAAGAAACCUGCUGAGCUUGGACAAGAUGUCCAGACUUUGAGAUACAUCGUGGAGUCUGCAAAAACAGACAACGGGAUGAAAGAGGAAGAUCUCCAGUGGAAGCAAAUGACGUCUGAGGCUGAAAAGGCGAUCAUUGCAGGACUUCAGGCAGAGACACAAUAUGUUGUCAGGGUCAGAUGUGAUUGUGGUGACGCUGGCAGAAGCAAGGAAAGCAUCUCUGUUAAUGUCUGCACAACAAAACUUAACCUUCUCACAGAAUCACUCAAAAGUACAAGUGAAAGGAUCAAUUCUGGAUCCCCUUCAGUUUACAAACUGCCUGUGAAAGAAGAAGACACGCACAUAGAUGGAUGCCGAAAAUACAAUUUUGGCAAAGAAAGCACGAGACAAAGUCGAACGAUUAUACUUUUAGGAGCGACCGGAUCUGGACAGUCCACUUUGAUCAAUGCAAUGAUCAACUACAUUGUCGGUGUAGAGUGGAACGACAAUGUCAGAUUCAAAUUAAUUGAUGAGGAUCAGUCGAGAUCACAGACUUCUGCAGUCACUGUGUACAAAAUCAACCACCAGGAUGGUUUUAAAAUAGAUCACUCACUGACCAUUGUUGACACUCCAGGUUGUGGACGUGCAAGAGGCAUUAAAAGAGACAGGAAGAUCACAGAACAGCUGCAUGAAUUUCUCUGUGCUCAGCACGGUCUCAGAGAAAUAGACGCUGUGUGUUUUGUAGCUCAGGCUGCUUUAGCACAACUCACACCAACACAUAAAUCUGUGUUUGACUUGGUGCUCUCCAUCUUUGGUAAAGAUUUGGCAGAAAACAUCAGGGUUAUGGUGACGUUUGCAGAUGGGCAACGUCCACCAGUUCUAGAGGCCUUCAAUGCUUCAGGUGUCACAUGUCCUAAAACAAAAGACGGACUGCCAGUUCACUUCAAAUUCAAUAAUUCAGCCUUGUUUGCAGACAACAAAUCAUCUGCAGCAGGCAGCAUGAGUGAGGAUGAAGAAGAUGGAGGCUUUGAUCAGAUGUUUUGGAACAUGGGAACAAAAAGCAUGAAGAGGUUCUUCGAUGCUUUCGCUGAAAUAAAAACCAAACCAAUGAAAAUGGAGGUUCUCAAAGACAUACAGCAGUUCGAGGAUUCAAUUAAAAAGUUGGAGCCACAGGACGGAGAUUUAGAAGAGCUGAAAGAAAAGUUCCUUAGAGCUACAGUAACAAAGAGCUCUGUUCAGGCACUGAUUGAAAAUCUGAUGCAUGAAUGUAAACAUGAGCUUGUUGAGAUGGCGAAACUGAUGAAGACGUGUUCCAAGUGUCUGAUAAGACUCAAAAAGAAAACACUGAAGGCCGAUCUUCUCUCCGCUUCAGAAUACAUUGACUUCCUGAUUGAGGGAGAGCAAUCAGAAGCCAAGCCAGGCUGGAAGAAACGAGUUAAGUUCCUGAUAAAGAUGAGAGGUGAUGAUGGUGAUGGUGAUGAUGAUGGUGAUGAUGAUGAUGAUGAUGAUGGUAAUGGACCUUCAGACACAGUGAUGGACAAGAGGGCCAUGGUCAUGGGCACUUGA